UCCUGCUACGCGAGCGUCUCCCGCUCAACCCGCUUGCUAGUGGCUCCGCGGCCCCCAGGGCUUCCGACGCCCGCGGCGCUCCCGGCGGCAGGUCCCGGCUGGACGGCGCGCGGCAGCGGCUGGCCUCCCAGGUGCCUGCCUCCUCUUCAGUAGUUGACGGCUCCCAAUUCUGGUGCUUCCAUAGCAUCCGAACCUCCCCAUCAGAGCACUGGCUGCACUGUGGUGAGCAUCUGUUGAUGUGUCUAGACACCUUCUCCCCAUGAAAAGGCCCGGGUGUGGAGGUGGAGGAAGGAUUGGACACGUUGCCGGGGAAAGUGAGCGAUCCAUUUAACCAAAGCAGAGAUGUCGGCUUGUUUAUAGGAAUUACUUGAAGCCAGAGUCAUGGUGGAUGUAGGAAAGUGGCCAAUCUUCACUCUGCUUUCACCUCAAGAAAUUGCAUCUAUUCGGAAAGCGUGUGUCUUUGGCACCUCAGCCAAUGAAGCACUCUACGUUACUGACAACGAUGAGGUCUUUGUAUUUGGACUGAACUAUAGUAACUGUCUAGGAACUGGAGAUAACCAGAGUACACUUAUACCCAAAAAGCUGGAAGCCUUAUGUGGAAAGAAGAUCAAAAGCCUUAGUUAUGGGAGUGGACCACAUGUUCUUCUCAGCACUGAAGAUGGAGUUGUUUAUGCCUGGGGCCACAAUGGAUAUAGCCAGCUUGGGAAUGGGACGACCAACCAAGGCAUUGCUCCCAUUCAAGUCUGCACCAAUCUCUUGAUCAAGCAAGUGGUUGAAGUAGCUUGUGGCUCACAUCAUUCAAUGGCUCUGGCAGCUGAUGGAGAGGUGUUUGCUUGGGGAUAUAACAACUGUGGCCAGGUGGGAUCAGGAUCUACUGCAAAUCAACCAACUCCCCGGAAAGUUACAAACUGUUUACAUAUUAAGAGGGUGGUCGGGAUUGCCUGUGGUCAGACCUCGUCCAUGGCUGUUCUGGACAAUGGUGAGGUAUAUGGCUGGGGUUACAAUGGCAAUGGUCAGCUGGGCUUGGGAAACAAUGGCAAUCAGCUGACCCCUGUGAGAGUGGCAGCUUUGCACAGCGUGUGCGUGAACCAGAUUGUCUGCGGCUAUGCACACACUCUAGCACUAACAGACGAGGGCUUGCUCUAUGCCUGGGGAGCUAACACAUAUGGGCAGCUGGGAACUGGCAAUAAAAAUAACCUGCUAAGCCCAGCACACAUCAUGGUGGAGAAAGAAAGGGUAGUAGAGAUUGCAGCCUGCCACUCUGCCCACACGUCUGCUGCCAAGACCCAGGGAGGGCACGUGUACAUGUGGGGCCAGUGCCGGGGCCAGUCUGUGAUCCUGCCGCACCUCACGCACUUCUCCUGCACGGAUGACGUGUUCGCCUGCUUCGCCUCUCCCGCCGUCUCGUGGCGCCUCCUGUCUGUAGAACAUGAAGACUUUUUAACAGUUGCAGAGUCACUGAAGAAAGAAUUUGAUAGUCCAGAAACUGCUGAUUUGAAGUUUCGAAUUGAUGGGAAAUAUAUCCACGUCCAUAAAGCUGUUUUGAAAAUCAGGUGUGAGCACUUUCGAUCCAUGUUUCAGUCCUACUGGAAUGAGGACAUGAAGGAAGUGAUAGAAAUAGACCAGUUUUCUUACCCAGUGUAUCGUGCCUUUCUCCAGUACCUCUACACGGAUGCAGUUGAUCUGCCGCCUGAGGAUGCUAUAGGUCUUUUGGAUUUGGCAACGUCUUACUGUGAAAAUAGACUGAAAAAACUUUGUCAGCACAUUAUCAAGCGAGGAAUCACUGUGGAGAAUGCCUUUUCAUUGUUUUCUGCUGCGGUCAGAUAUGAUGCAGAGGAUUUAGAAGAAUUCUGCUUUAAGUUUUGCAUCAAUCAUUUGACAGAAGUGACACAGACUGCAGCAUUUUGGCAAAUGGAUGGCCCUCUGCUAAAGGAAUUCAUUGCUAAAGCCAGUAAAUGUGGAGCCUUUAAGAACUGAAGCCCGAGGCUGCUGGGUUUGUGUGAGUGCUGGGCGGGUGAUGGGAGAUGGUGUGUCGUUUGUGCUCGAGGGGUGAUGUCAUUCUCCGAGUGGGUUUUUUCACGUCCGAGAUACAGGUCUCUGUGUAGGAAUGUAUGAAAGAUGUGCGUCUUUUCCUGAACCCGUUUUAAACAACGCUUUGUUUCCAGCUAUGUAUAUUUUAAAUGUGACCUUAUGUUUGGCUGGAACAUUGUUAAAGGGUGAAAAUUUAGCUGGUGGUUUUUUGUUUUUGUUCCUGAUUAGAGGAACUUGUGAACUUGGGAAGGGGAGGUGUGUGGCACUCUCCUGGCUCACAUAUCAGCAACCCUUUUGACAGCAGGAGUUGAGAUCGUGUGUGAGUGGUGAGACAGACACAGAGCCCCGCCCCCCCCCCCCCCCCCCCCCCCCCCCGCCCAAAACUGAAGAUGCUGACUUUGGGGCCUGUGGAAGUGCUGCAUUGGUUGCUACUUCAGUAGUCUUACUGUGAAGGAAUAGCUAGGAUCAUUUUAGGCUUUUGUUUGUGGGUUUGCACUAUGGAUGACUUUUUUUAAUUUCACGGUGUAUCAAAAUAAUAUUCAGUUUAAUAUGAAUUCAACCUAUUGAAAUGAUAAUUAUGCAAAGAUAAAUUUCUAGGUCAGCCAAGAUUUCUCUAAGACUUAAGCUCGUAAAGAGUAGUAAAUUAGGACUCUCCAUGAAAAGUUGAUAAUGAAAGAAACUUCAUUUGGACAAAGGUGAAUAUUUUAUAAAUUGGAAUCUUCACUACUAUCCAAUGUAAACACUUUUAUUAAGAUAAAAUUUGAGAACUCAAGUUUAAAUUGCCCCGCCCCUUCCCUUGUCUGUGCUAAUCAUAAGAGGGAAACAGUGACAUACUCCGCGUCCUCUGGCCCUCCUAAAUCACGGCUGCUGUGCGUCACCCCUGCUGUGGCGCUUCGCACAGCAGCUUCCCCACGGGACUGGAUGAGACCUGCCUUCUCCCUUUGUGUCAGGCAGAGAACAUCCCAGACCGGCUUAGUUGACACUUCUCCAGCUUUCACUUUUGAUUCUCCUCUCCUUUUAAUUGUGUUAGGUAUGAGGUUGAGCAUAAUUUAACUAUGAAAAAGGGUCAAAAUUAUGGGGUAUUUUUGGUCUGGUUAUGAGGUGUGACCUUGGGAGGUAAGAAUGCUCAACUCUGAGUUUUAUCAUGUGUGUCCUUUGAGCUUACGUUAAGAACAAAGCUUUGUUCUGCUCUCUGGCCCACGGACUCAUUUCCGUUUGUGGGGGCUCCCUUAGUGAACUCUUUUCUGUUUGGAAGGUCCCCGAUCUGAACUUGGAGCUUGAAUACAUUUCAGAGCCAAAUUAACAAGAAGGUGAAGAGAUGCUGCAGAUACUAUUUUUAGCAACGUUUUUACGUGUGUGUGUGUUGGGGGGGGGGGGUGGAGAUGAGGGCCCAAAGAUAGGAAUUCGUUGAAAGGUGAAAUAACCACCAACCUAGAAGUCCCAGCCCCCUUUUCUUGACCAUGUCACAAGUGAUUGAAGCCUUGCAACAUGGUAGACUUUUUCUUACUAGGUUGAUAAACGCAUAUUGAUUUGAUUAUUAGCUAUGAUGGGUAGUAUUGGUAACAAUCAGUGUUCUGUAGGCUUAUGAUCUGGACAAAACAAGACCUUCGGUAUGUUUACUAUUGUUCCUACUUGAAAAAAAACAUCAAAAAAAAAGCACAAAUUAAAGUAGUAGAUCCAUUUGCAUAGUGUUCUUUCAUUCAACAAAUAUUUACUGAGUUCCUAAUAUAGGUGAAGAACCACUUCUCAUAUUACAUUACUGAGUAAUUUGAGUAUGUAUGUAGUGAAGAGAACAGGGAUAAGUCCUUGAAAAAGUACUUCAUCUUUUUUUUUUUUUAAUACACUCUUAUUUUUCUACUCGGUUUUGUUGUUAAUCGUAACCUGUUGUUAAGCAGGAGAUAAAAACUAUUCUUUGAAUUGCUUUCUUCAUGAUGUAAUAAUGAAAGCCAAAGUAUUCAUAUUUCUUAAAACAGGCCUAAAAGUACUCUUGAACUUCUUACUGGAACAAUGUUUGAUACUCUAGCAUAUAGGCUGUAUUUAUGUAAUGUUUAGAAUGACAUAGUAAUAAAUAAUCUGUUAAAACAGG
Equus quagga is the source of this 4117-nucleotide messenger RNA. It is a transcript of the gene RCBTB1, whose product is annotated as RCC1 and BTB domain containing protein 1. The record is from RefSeq and is a predicted model, not a curated record. NCBI's taxonomy places the organism in Eukaryota, Metazoa, Chordata, Mammalia, Perissodactyla, Equidae. Gene Ontology annotation, molecular function: protein binding. The coding region runs from base 382 to 1977 and encodes 531 amino acids. The transcript has 14 exons.